Molecule: messenger RNA, 1673 nt
Organism: Chrysoperla carnea
Lineage: Eukaryota; Metazoa; Arthropoda; Insecta; Neuroptera; Chrysopidae
Product: fatty acyl-CoA reductase 1-like
Exons: 9
Coding region: 33-1643 (536 amino acids)
Biological process (GO): long-chain fatty-acyl-CoA metabolic process
Cellular component (GO): peroxisome
Molecular function (GO): alcohol-forming very long-chain fatty acyl-CoA reductase (NADP+) activity
Source: RefSeq, a predicted model, not a curated record
AGGUUUUUGCUCGUUGAUUCGUGUGUUUCAAAAUGAUUGAUAAUAAAAACGAUAUUUUUAAAGAUAAUAAUCGUGUUAAAUCGAAAAAGAAAGUAUUUGUGGAGAAUGUAACAUUAUCACAAUUAUCAAAGGAUGUACCAUCAAUUCGUGAAUUUUAUGCUGAUCAAAAUAUUCUGGUUACUGGCGGCACUGGUUUUAUGGGCAAAGUUUUAAUUGAGAAAUUACUUCGGUCAUGUCCAAAAAUUAAAGGAAUCUAUUUAUUAAUGCGUUCGAAGAAAAAUUAUACGGAUGAACAAAGAUUAAAUAAAAUUUUUAAUAUACCUUUAUUUGAUAAAUUAAAAGAAGAAUGUCCAGAAUCGUUAUCAAAAGUAAAAAUAAUUAAAGGAGAUAUCACCGAACUAGAAUAUGGUUUAUCUGAUUCUGAUUUAGAAUUUAUAAUAAAUGAAAUAAACAUUGUAUUCCAUGCAGCAGCAUCUGUUCGUUUUGAUGAUUCUUUGAAGGACGCCAUUUUAAUUAAUACCCGAGGAACCAAUGAAUUGUUAAAAAUACUUAAACAAAUGAAAAACUUAAAGGUUUACUUGCAUACAUCAACCACUUAUUGUAAUAUCGAUAAAGACGUGGAUGCAAUCGAAGAAAAGGUUUACAAAGCGACAACCAAUUGGGAAACUAUGAUAAAAGCAGCUGAAACUAUGGAUAAAAAUGUGCUUAAUUAUCUUGAACAAAAGAUUUUAAAUAAGUAUCCAAAUACGUAUACAUUUUCCAAAAAUUUAGCCGAAGAACUUGUGUCAGAAAAUUGCGGAGAUAUACCAACAGUUAUUUUUCGUCCAACAGUUGUAUGUUGCGCGGAAAAUGAACCGAUACCCGGCUGGAUUGAUAACUUUAAUGGACCAGUGGGCCUAAUUGCAGGAGGUCAAGUGGGUAUAAUACAUGUAGUUUAUAUAAACGGUGAAAAAAAGGUUGAUUGGGUGCCCGUGGAUCGAGCAAUAAAAGGAAUGAUAACAUCAGCAUGGUACAAGGCUUUAGAACAAACUGAACGUAAUAAAUGCUUGGUAAUUAACUCAUCAACCAGUGAUUUUAUACAAUUUAAUAAUAGCGUAUUGUUUGAUCCUGGUACUGAGAUAGCUAAAAGAAAUCCACCGAAUCAACUAUUAUGGUAUCCAUUUUGUUUCCACACGUCAAAUAAAUAUUUAUAUUGGUUUUACUUUGUAACACUGCACUUGAUUCCAGCAAUAUUUUUAAGUGUUUUAUUGAAAAUAAGUAAUCAGAGAUUAAAAUUAUUUAAGUUAUAUCGCCGAAUAUAUUUUGCAAAUAUGAAGCUUGCACCGUUUACAUUAAAUGAAUUUAAAUUUAAAAAUGAUAAUUUUAAAUCUUUGCAAGCAAUAUUGAAACCAGAAGAUGUUGAUAAGUUCUCGGUGGAUUAUUCUGGGGUUGUAGUUUUGGAUCAUUUUGAAUUGCAAAUAGAUGGCAUAAUACGGUAUCUAUUAAAAGAUAAGAAUUAUUCAAAAGAUACAUUUGAUAAACGAGUGUUUAAUUUAAAAAUAAAAUUUUUUCUGCAUGUUGCGGUAAUUAGUCUUUUACUUAUUGGUUCUAUGUUCGUUUUGAAUCGUUAUGUUGGAAAAUUUGUGUACAAACGAUACUUUUAGAUAACGAAUAAAACUUUUACUUAAAAUUAA